AGCCGAAGCUUUUACUCGUCGACGAGCUUCCGUGCAAGGAGUGUCUUCGCCGAUCCCCUAAACAAGUUAGCUUAAACUAUAGUUAUAGCCGAAGUGUCCGCAACUGGCUCGCCGAGAGUUCGAACGAGAACGUACGAACGAACGAUCAAAGAAAGAGGGAGAGCCACACGAUAGAUAAAAGACCGUGAUCGCACGUUAAUCCGGAGAAGUGUCGCCCGAUUAAAAAUGUAAGUGUGACCGCGGACCAGUUCCGGAUCGAGGGGUCAAAGGAUCGACGUAGAUCGCCGGAGGCUCCAUGGCGUGAGCGCUGACACACCGUUACACCCCUUCGUCAACCGUCUGAAGCUCGAGCGAAACCUGUCAGGAUGCACGCGGUUGGAUUGCACUCUGCGCUGGCCAUCAAGCGUCAGAGAAAGCGCCGGGACGAGCAGCGUCGUGCCCGUGAGCGUCGUUAUAGCGCGCAAUCGGGUGACAGUGGGUUGACGUCGCCGAGAGCGUCCACCGGUUCCCUGGACCAUCACUCGAGACACCAUAAGUCCGGCCACUCUAGCCAUGCAGCUGGCCAGGGGAUGCUGGACACGAAGGUGGUCACGUCGAUCGGGAUGCUGCACAUCGGUGUGGUGUUCCUGGUGCUGGGCGCGUUCUUCCUGAUGAGCGGCUCGUUGCCGGGCGACAUGACGCAGUGGGGCACCAAGUCCUCGAAGGGCUGGCUGAACGAGCUGGUGGUGAUCGGGCUGUUCGCCGUGUUCAUCGGCAUAUUCCUGAUCAUCCUGAACCGCGUGAUCGCCAAGAAGGAGGAGAACGAGCUGGUCGAGUACGUGCAGCGUCAGCUGACCAGGUCCAAGUCGGGUCACAGGCUGGAGAGGGACGCGGAGACCGGGGGCUUGACCACCAAGCAGGGCAAGAGAGCCAGACAGCUGCAGCAGAUCGCAUCCAGCGCGUCCAUAGAGACCGAGAACGAGAAGGACUCCGGCUCACCGCCGAGAAGUCCUCCGCCGGCUUACUCGCCGCCGCCCAUCGUGAACGGGGAUCACCAGACCGCCCAGUCGGCCCUCUAUCUCGAGCAGAUCACGGAGGAGGAGAUCAUCAGCGACCGCGUCGAGACCUCCACCACCAACAGCCUGAGUCCGGGCUCACCCAGCGAGACCAGGGAGCUGCUGCAGAACCCUCGCUACUCGAAGCAGAACGGGAACCCGCAGCAGAUCCACCGGCCCCUAUACGUCUCCAAGAUCUAGGCUACCUUUUUCUAACACUGUGGACUGUGGAACCGUGCUUUCACAAUUUUUUCACGCUACCUUACGCGGCGUCGGUCGAGAGCCUUCGGCCUCUAGCCACGGCUGAGCAGCGGUAGAAAUCCAGGCGUCCGCGACGACGCGCGCGGACGCCGUUCGACGAUCCUCCCGACGCCUCGGCUAACGAGGACCGCGGGAACACGACUCGGCAUUGUAACCUGGGAACGUUGAACCCAUUCGGAACGGUUUGCGAGUUCGGCAGGCGUUUAGGGUAGCGUCGAACAACUCCGUUGCAGCGCCCCAGAGAACGGGACUCACCCUCGCGGCCCGCCGCGUACAGAUCGGGACCCUCGUCCGAGUCCCCGGGAAAGCUACCCGGUGUCCAAGGAGUCCGAAAUAACGCAACGACACACUCACACACACAUACACGCGCGCGCGAACAUGUAUACAUACACACGCGUACAGUCUUUUGAUAUGCGCCAGCUCGUUUCGUUCGAGGGCCGGGGAGUAGUCAUCUUUCUCGGUGCACAGUAAUGUCUCUCCAAUCGACGCUCGGAUUGUCCAGAAAAAUGGACAAUUCGGGGAGAGGAGGUACGAUUA
Molecule: messenger RNA, 1832 nt
Organism: Megalopta genalis
Lineage: Eukaryota; Metazoa; Arthropoda; Insecta; Hymenoptera; Halictidae
Source: RefSeq, a predicted model, not a curated record